Hydractinia symbiolongicarpus is the source of this 618-nucleotide messenger RNA. RefSeq lists its product as uncharacterized. The transcript has a single exon. The record is from RefSeq and is a predicted model, not a curated record. Bases 1 to 618 code for a protein of 205 amino acids. NCBI's taxonomy places the organism in Eukaryota, Metazoa, Cnidaria, Hydrozoa, Anthoathecata, Hydractiniidae.
AUGUCUUCGCCACUUGUGCCUGCCUCCACAGAUUUUUUAUGCCUAUAUAUUGCCCAUCUGGCUAGGUUUUUACUACCACAAUCAGUUUGUAUGUAUCUAAAUUUUGUUGGCCUUCUACAUCUUGAGAUGGGAUAUGCUAAUCCUCUAACCAACAAUUGGACACUAUCCACAGUUUUAAAAGGUAUGAAGCGUAUGCUUGGUGUUCUGGCCAAGCCACGUCUUCCUAUUACCACUGCUCUUCUUUUUGGUAUUCGUUCUCGCCUUAACCUAAAUUGUAGCUUUCAUGCUUCAUUUUGGGCUGUUUGUUUAGUUUCAUUUUUUGGUCUGUUCCGUAAGUCACAUUUAUUGCCAGCAUCUUCUACGAUAUUUAAUCCGCUCAAACAACUAGUUCGGUCUGAUUUUACUUUUCAUGAUGACCAUAUUCUCGUUCUAGUUAGAUGGAGUAAGACCAUCCAACUGGGACAGCGCACAAUUACUGUUCCACUGGUGGCUAUUCCUUCUUCUCCUCUUUGUCCAGUUCGGGCUAUUUUGCAUGCUUUUUCUCUCACUCCAGGUGUUCUGCCUGAUGCUCAAGCCUUUUGUUGGCGCAAAUCCUUGUGCUACCCAACACUAUAUUGA